Molecule: messenger RNA, 4982 nt
Organism: Grammomys surdaster
Lineage: Eukaryota; Metazoa; Chordata; Mammalia; Rodentia; Muridae
Gene: Abcb1
Product: ATP binding cassette subfamily B member 1
Exons: 29
Coding region: 220-4050 (1276 amino acids)
Biological process (GO): transmembrane transport
Cellular component (GO): membrane
Molecular function (GO): ABC-type transporter activity; ATP hydrolysis activity; ATP binding
Source: RefSeq, a predicted model, not a curated record
CUUUAUACAGACAUGUGCGUGGCCAUGUGGAGAUGCGACUCUUAUGAGCGUGUCUCUGACGAUUCGGGGAUGAAGCCAGCGCGCAGUCCAGCAGCGGUUUCCAGGAGCUGACUCCAUCUUCAGAGGCUCUGCUCAACUCAGAGCCGCUGCUUCUUCCAAAGCCUACAUCUUGGCGGACUUUGCAGAGGAAACUUGGGGGUAGAGACACGUGAGGUGGUGAUGGAACUUGACGAACACCUUUAUGAAAGCACAGACGAGAACUUCUCAAAGAUGGGCAAAAAGAGUAAAAAGGAGAAGAAAGAAAAGAAACCAGCAGUCAGUGUGCUUACAAUGUUUCGCUAUGCGGGUUGGCUGGACAGGUUGUACAUGCUGGUGGGAACUUUGGCUGCCAUUAUCCACGGAGUUGCGCUCCCACUCAUGAUGCUGGUCUUUGGAGACAUGACAGAUAGCUUUGCAAAUGCGGGGAACUUCCCGCCCAACAUGACUAAUAUAAGUUACUACAAUAAUACAGAUGUCUAUGCCCAACUGGAAGAUGAAAUGACCACGUACGCCUACUAUUACACGGGGAUCGGUGCCGGUGUGCUCAUAGUUGCCUACAUCCAGGUUUCAUUUUGGUGCCUGGCAGCUGGAAGACAAAUACACAAGAUUAGGCAGAAGUUUUUUCAUGCUAUAAUGAAUCAGGAGAUCGGCUGGUUUGACGUGCAUGAUGUUGGGGAACUCAACACCCGGCUCACAGAUGAUGUCUCCAAAAUUAAUGAAGGAAUUGGUGACAAAAUUGGAAUGUUCUUUCAGGCAAUGGCAACAUUUUUUGGUGGUUUUAUAAUAGGAUUUACUCGUGGCUGGAAGCUAACCCUUGUGAUUUUGGCCAUCAGCCCUGUUCUUGGACUGUCAGCUGGUAUUUGGGCAAAGAUAUUAUCUUCAUUUACUGAUAAGGAACUCCAUGCCUAUGCAAAAGCUGGAGCAGUUGCUGAAGAAGUCUUAGCAGCCAUCAGAACUGUGAUUGCAUUUGGUGGACAAAAGAAGGAACUUGAAAGGUACAACAACAAUUUGGAAGAAGCUAAAAGGCUGGGAAUAAAGAAAGCUAUCACAGCCAACAUCUCCAUGGGUGCAGCUUUUCUGCUUAUCUAUGCAUCAUAUGCUCUGGCAUUCUGGUAUGGGACUUCCUUGGUCAUCUCAGAAGAAUACUCUAUUGGACAAGUGCUCACUGUCUUCUUUGCUGUAUUAAUCGGAGCAUUCAGUGUUGGACAAGCAUCUCCGAACAUCGAAGCCUUCGCCAACGCAAGAGGAGCAGCUUAUGAAGUCUUCAAAAUAAUUGAUAAUAAGCCCAGUAUAGACAGCUACUCAAAGAGUGGGCACAAACCAGACAACAUACAAGGAAAUCUGGAAUUCAAAAAUAUUCACUUCAGUUACCCAUCUCGAAAAGAAGUUCAGAUCUUGAAGGGCCUCAACCUGAAGGUGAAGAGUGGACAGACAGUGGCCCUGGUCGGCAACAGUGGCUGUGGGAAAAGCACGACUGUGCAGCUGAUGCAGAGGCUCUACGACCCCACCGAGGGCGUGGUCAGUAUCGAUGGACAGGACAUCAGGACCAUCAAUGUGAGGUAUCUGCGGGAAAUCAUUGGCGUGGUGAGUCAGGAACCUGUGCUGUUUGCCACCACGAUCGCCGAAAACAUUCGCUAUGGCCGAGAAGAUGUCACCAUGGAUGAGAUAGAGAAAGCUGUCAAGGAAGCCAAUGCCUAUGACUUCAUCAUGAAACUGCCCCACAAAUUUGACACCCUGGUUGGUGAGAGAGGGGCACAGCUGAGUGGGGGACAGAAACAGAGAAUCGCUAUUGCUCGCGCGCUCGUCCGCAACCCCAAGAUCCUUUUGUUGGACGAGGCCACCUCAGCCCUGGAUACAGAAAGUGAAGCUGUGGUUCAGGCCGCUCUGGAUAAGGCUAGAGAAGGCCGGACCACCAUUGUGAUAGCUCAUCGCUUGUCUACAGUUCGAAAUGCUGACGUCAUUGCUGGGUUUGAUGGCGGUGUCAUUGUGGAGCAAGGAAAUCAUGAUGAGCUCAUGAGAGAGAAGGGCAUUUACUUCAAACUUGUCAUGACACAGACAGCAGGAAAUGAAAUUGAAUUAGGAAAUGAAGCUUCUGAAUCUAAGGAUGGAAUUGAUAAUUUAGACAUGUCUUCAAAAGAUUCGAGAUCCAGUCUAAUAAGAAGAAGAUCAACUCGCAGAAGCAUCCGUGGACCACAUGACGAAGACAAGAAACUUAGUAGCGAAGAGGCCCUGAAUGAUGACAUACCUCCAGUUUCUUUUUGGCGGAUCCUGAAGUUGAAUUCGACUGAAUGGCCUUAUUUUGUAGUUGGUGUAAUUAGUGCCAUAAUAAACGGAGGCUUGCAACCAGCGUUCUCUAUAAUAUUUUCAAAGGUUAUAGGGAUUUUUACAAGAUACGACCCCCCUGAAACCAAACGGGAGAAUAGCAACUUGUUUUCCUUAUUGUUUCUGAUCCUUGGGAUCAUUUCAUUCAUUACAUUUUUUCUUCAGGGCUUCACAUUUGGCAAAGCUGGCGAGAUCCUCACCAAGCGACUCCGAUACAUGGUUUUCAAAUCCAUGCUGAGACAGGAUGUGAGCUGGUUUGAUGACCCUAAAAACACCACAGGAGCACUGACCACCAGGCUUGCCAACGAUGCUGCUCAAGUGAAAGGGGCUACAGGGUCAAGGCUUGCUAUUAUUGCCCAGAACAUAGCAAAUCUUGGAACAGGAAUUAUCAUAUCCCUAAUCUAUGGCUGGCAGUUGACGCUUUUACUCUUAGCAAUUGUACCCAUCAUUGCUAUAGCAGGAGUGAUUGAGAUGAAAAUGUUGUCUGGACACGCACUGAAAGAUAAGAAGGAACUAGAAGGUUCUGGAAAGAUUGCUACAGAAGCAAUUGAAAACUUCCGCACUGUUGUCUCUUUGACUCGGGAGCAGAAGUUUGAAACUAUGUAUGCCCAGAGCUUGCAGGUACCAUACAGAAAUUCUCUGAAGAAAGCACAUAUAUUUGGGAUAACGUUCUCCUUCACCCAGGCCAUGAUGUAUUUCUCCUAUGCUGCUUGUUUCCGGUUUGGUGCCUAUUUGGUAGCACAAGAACUCAUGACUUUUGAAAAUGUUCUGUUAGUAUUCUCAGCUAUUGUCUUUGGUGCCAUGGCAGUUGGGCAGGUCAGUUCAUUUGCUCCUGAUUACGCGAAAGCCAAAGUGUCAGCAUCCCACAUCAUCAGGAUCAUUGAGAAAACCCCUGAGAUUGACAGCUACAGCACAGAAGGCCUAAAGCCUAGUGUGUUAGAAGGCAAUGUGAAAUUUAAUGGAGUCAUGUUCAACUAUCCCACCCGACCCAACAUCCCAGUGCUUCAGGGACUGAGCCUCGAGGUGAAGAAGGGCCAGACACUGGCCCUGGUGGGCAGCAGUGGCUGCGGGAAGAGCACAGUGGUCCAGCUGCUUGAGCGCUUCUAUGACCCCAUGGCUGGAUCAGUGUACCUAGAUGGCAAAGAAGUAAAGCAACUGAACGUCCAGUGGCUCCGAGCUCACCUGGGCAUUGUGUCCCAGGAGCCCAUCCUGUUUGACUGCAGCAUCGCUGAGAACAUCGCUUACGGAGACAACAGCCGGGUCGUGUCUCAUGAUGAGAUUGUGAAGGCGGCCAAGGAGGCCAACAUCCACCAGUUCAUCGACUCGCUGCCUAAUAAAUACAACACCAGGGUAGGAGACAAAGGAACUCAGCUGUCGGGUGGGCAGAAGCAGCGCAUUGCCAUCGCACGCGCCCUCGUCAGACGGCCUCACAUUUUACUUCUGGACGAAGCAACAUCAGCUCUGGAUACAGAAAGUGAAAAGGUUGUCCAGGAAGCGCUGGACAAAGCCAGGGAAGGCCGCACCUGCAUUGUGAUCGCACACCGCCUGUCCACCAUCCAGAACGCAGACUUGAUAGUGGUCAUUCAGAACGGCAAGGUCAAGGAGCAUGGCACCCACCAGCAGCUGCUGGCCCAGAAAGGCAUCUAUUUCUCAAUGGUUAGUGUGCAGGCUGGAGCAAAGCGCUCAUGAACCGACCAUGUAAGAUGUUAAAUAUUUUUAAUGUUUGUAUCCAUAUAUGGCAUUUAAUCAAAGUCAAAAGGAAACUACUUACUAGAAUAGCCAGUUAUCUAUUUCCUGUCACAAUGGAAAGCAUUUAGUCUGGUUUAGAGUCUUCAGAGACUUUGUAAUUCAAAGAAAAAAAAAAAACAAAUACAUCAUCAAAUGGAGAGUAAUGGUUGAAAACACAUUAUAAAAUUUAUAAAAGAGUUAAAAGUAAAUGUUUGAUAAUAUAUACUUUUAUUUAUACUUUCUCAUUUGUAACUAUAACUGAUUUCCUUGCUUAACAAAUUAUGUAUGUAUUAAAAAUUACUGAAAUAUCUGUACAAAUUAUAUAUAUAUUGAAAGUGAACGUAUUUUUGAGUUAUUUUACUCAAAAUGCAUAUGAAGUUACAUAUUCUACCAACUGGAAUAUUGUACAUAAUUUUGGCCUUUAAAAAUUAGUUUAUUGUCGGGGGUCACUCUAUGGGUAAAGUGCCUGAUGGUACACUGACGUGAGUACCUGAGUUCAGAUCCCUAGCAGCUAAGUAAGCAGCAAGGUGUGGUGCAUUUGUAAUGCCAGUGCUAGAGGCAGAAACAGACAGAUCCUGUGGGCUCAGUGGUCAGCCAGCCUAGCCAACAUAGGGAGCUCCAGGUUCAGUGAGAAAACUUGUCUCAAAAAUAAGAGGGAAAAGCAAAUAAGGAUAUCACACAUGUGCACUCAUACAAAUGCCAUACAUGCAGAAGUAUGGAUACACACACACACACACAGAUUAACAGAGGGCAAGCAAAGAAUUAAGAGGGUGGGACUGGGACAAAGGAGGGUACCUGGAUGAAUAUGACUGAAUGUACAUGUAUGAAAAUAUCGUACUGAAACUCACUAUGAUGUAUACUUAAUAUAUGCUAAUAAAAUAUUUUAAAAGGAA